AUGUCGUACCUCUCUCCAUUGCUGUGGGCCUUCCUGCCUCCACAACUAACCCAGAUCCUGCUCCCCUUCGCGUCCCAAUUCCUCCCCUUCCUCUUCCCCCCCUCUGCACCAGGAUCGCAGGGUUACAGGCGGAACUAUCGCCUCCUCUUCACGACGCUCGUAACGCUCUGGCUGGCGUAUACAUUCGUGACGCAGUCCGAAGACCGGGGGCGGAGCUACUACGACGUCCUCGGUGUCGGGUAUGGAGCCGGCGAGGGAGAGCUCAAGAAGGCCUUCCGCGGUCUCAGCAGGGUCUACCACCCCGACAGGCAGGGGCGGCUGAGCGAGCCGGAGAUGGAGGUCGCGAAUGCGCGUUUCGUGGCGAUCCGGAGAGCGUAUGAGGUGUUGUCAGAGCCUACGACGCGGUUCGUGUAUGACCGGUUCGGCCCCUCCGUCGCCGCAUGCACAUCCUGCAAGUCCCUCCGGGACUACAUGCAAUCGGGCCUCAUGUCCUCUGUGUCCUUCUACAUCGCCGCUGUCUCUGGUCUAGGCAUCCUCGCGCUUGCGAGAGCGGCACGGGACGGCGCGUACUGGCGUUUCACGGUCGUUGGCGUGCUUCUCGCUCUGGAGCUGGCCAUCGUGCUGGCUCCCGGAUCGCCCGCCGCAACCCCCUCGCACGACUCGAACGACGCCUCUGAUCCUACGCCUCUUGAUCUCGCCAGCCCUCCUGUGUCCGCCGCUUUUGUGCCCUUCGGUCUCAUCGGGAGGGUGAUUGGAGCACUCCUCGGGAGAGUGUUCGACUCACGACCCCCGUUCCAGGUCGUCCGCCUGCUUCGCGCGCUCGCUACGGAUGUGGGCAUUGCCAUCUCCCAGCUGGCGGGGAUUUGGGCCGAUCCCCCCGCCGAUCCCGAGGCUAUGGCCCGCUCCAAUCUUGCGCUCGCGAAGGAUGUUGCGAGCCAGGCUGGCACGGCGCUCAACUCUACUGUCGGGCCUCUGCUCGCCUCUGGCACGAGCGAGGAUGAGCUCAAGGACAAAGUCACUGAUAGACUGCUCGACUCGAAUGCCGCCAAGCAUCCCGCCGUCUUGCCCGCUUAUGACACGCGGAUGCGCCAGAAUAUGCGCGACGUCCACCUCCUCAUGCGCCAGCAGUAG
This is a messenger RNA of Trichosporon asahii var. asahii CBS 2479, 1131 nucleotides long. RefSeq lists its product as uncharacterized. The record is from RefSeq and is a predicted model, not a curated record. Bases 1 to 1131 code for a protein of 376 amino acids. NCBI's taxonomy places the organism in Eukaryota, Fungi, Basidiomycota, Tremellomycetes, Trichosporonales, Trichosporonaceae. The transcript has 2 exons. Gene Ontology annotation, molecular function: misfolded protein binding; protein-folding chaperone binding. Gene Ontology annotation, cellular component: endoplasmic reticulum.